This is a messenger RNA of Lodderomyces elongisporus, 711 nucleotides long. RefSeq names its product coatomer subunit zeta (gene RET3). Gene Ontology annotation, cellular component: COPI vesicle coat. Bases 1 to 711 code for a protein of 236 amino acids. NCBI's taxonomy places the organism in Eukaryota, Fungi, Ascomycota, Pichiomycetes, Serinales, Debaryomycetaceae. The record is from RefSeq and is a predicted model, not a curated record. Gene Ontology annotation, biological process: retrograde vesicle-mediated transport, Golgi to endoplasmic reticulum; intracellular protein transport; intra-Golgi vesicle-mediated transport. The transcript has a single exon.
AUGUCAUUGAAUACAACUUUAUACACUAUCUCGGCAUUGCUAAUACUAGACAAUGAGGGAAACAGGUUGUUUGCAAAAUACUAUACUUCGUCUUUAGAUGAACAACCACAACAUAAAGAGUCAGGAUCUAGUAAGUCAAAGACAAAAUCGUCAACUGCGUCAACUUCUGCAUCAUCUCCGGCUCCUACAUCACACUCGCCAUCUACACAAAAGCAACAGCAACAACAGCAGCAGCAGCAACAACAACUGAAACAACAACAACAACAACUCAAAUCAGAAAAGACUUUAUUUUCCAAAAUUAACAAAGUCAACCAGGAUAUCUUGCUUUAUGACAAUCAAAUCAUUGUAUAUAAGCAGAUCAAUGAUGUUAGUAUUAUAAUCACUUCACCAAUCAACGAAAACGAAUGUCUCAUAUAUUCUACAUUGAACAACUUGAUUGAAGCAUUGACGAUUUUGCUCAACAGCACUGUGGAUAAGCAAACGAUUAUCAAUAAUUACGAUUUGGUGAGUUUGGCAAUUGACGAGACAAUUGACGAUGGUAUUAUUAUUGAGUAUGACCCAGCGACUAUUGUGAGUCGUGUCACGAAUGCUCCGGUAAACAACCCAACUGUUGUUGACUUAAAGAAUAUCGACAUAAGUGAAAAAGGAUUGUUUAAUGCAUUGAGUUUUGCUGGUAAAAAGUUGGGAGAGAGGUUGCAACAAGGUUUGUAA